Molecule: messenger RNA, 2061 nt
Organism: Penicillium taxi
Lineage: Eukaryota; Fungi; Ascomycota; Eurotiomycetes; Eurotiales; Aspergillaceae
Product: PPN1 endopolyphosphatase family protein
Exons: 4
Coding region: 1-2061 (686 amino acids)
Molecular function (GO): hydrolase activity
Source: RefSeq, a predicted model, not a curated record
AUGCAAGUCGUUCUUGGAGUUGGGCUGCUAGUGAAUGCCACGGUGGUUUCGAAUGUGCUUCCAGGGGCUUCGUCGUAUAUCGCCGCAGCGGGGUUUCCAACUUCAGCCUUUGAAUCUUACUAUGAAGCCCCAGCCUUACCAACCAGGGAGCCUCAGCCCAUAAUUCAUGAUCCAGUGCUGAAUAUCACUUUUCCCUAUGAGCUGACCAAUCCCGAUGUCAUUCACGAGGGCAAAGAUGCAGUUUACUUCCCUGAUCCCCGGGAAAACCUGCAUCCUGACCAGCAAGUUGCAUUGAUCGAUGAAAUCGUGGCUAAUGUCACUGCCAUUAUCAACUCGAUCACGCCAGACGACGAUCCAUGUUCAAAGUGCAAGCAGGCUUUGGCUGCGGCCAAGCCCGCAGCGCUGUUGACGCCGACUAGGGUCCCUGACGCUAUGGUCAGCAUGUGUAAGUCGUUUGAAUUCAAACCUGGUGAAGGCUGCGAAGAAAAGUUCGCAGAAAAGACGUUUGGCGCUAUCUGGACUCAAGUGCUUGCGCUGGCUGAUGUCGAAGGCUCUGAUGGUCAAUAUAUCUGCCAUUCAAUUUUAAAGGAAUUUUGUCCUCAACCUGAGACUCUUCCGCUUGAUACGACUGGCCUAUUUCCAAAGCCCAAGCCUGAGAAUACUAUGGUUCCAAAGGCAAGUGGCGAGCGCGUGAAGGUUCUCCACAUGUCUGAUUUCCACUUGGAUGCUCGAUUUAUGGUCAAUUCCGAGGCGAACUGUACGGCUGGAAUGUGCUGUCGCAGAGACAGCCAUAAUGAACUCUCAGAUGACGUUCUUAUUCCCGCCUCUGCGUAUGGCGCCUUCAAGUGCGAUACGCCGUAUGAUCUAGCUCUUGCGGCAUUGCAGGCUGUAGGACCUCUCACUGGCACUGGUAAGGGUGAUUCCGAGGAGUCCCUGGCAUUUACUAUGUACACUGGUGACUUAGGGUCGCAUGAUCCUGAAAAACAAGAUUCUAGGGCAUAUCUCGAAUACAUCGAGACAAGUGUCUUCGGAAUGUUCAAGCAGUAUCUCACCGGCCCUGUAUUUGCCGCUUUGGGAAACCAUGACUCAAGUCCGUCUAAUAUUGCCUCCCCAUACAGUCUCCCAGGACGUUUGGGAGAGCAGUCUAGUUGGAACUAUAAGCAUGUGGCUGAUCUCUGGAAACAUGAGGGGUGGAUUAGCCAUGAGACAAGUGAAGAGGCAGCGACACACUAUGGUGGUUACUCCAUAAAAACCCACUAUGGAUUAAGGAUUAUCGUAUUCAAUACUGACUUCUGGUAUAAAGGCAACAUCCUCAACUUUAUCAACACGAAAAACCCCGACAACUCGGGAAUUUUUUCAUGGAUGGUUAACGAGUUACAAAAGGCCGAGGAUGCAGGCGAGCGCGUCUGGAUAAUAGGCCACGUACUCAGCGGCUGGGACGGUGCGAACCCACUGCCAAAUCCCACAGACCUCUUCUACCAAAUAGUGGAACGCUACUCGCCGCAUGUAAUAGCCAACAUAUUCUGGGGUCACAACCACGAAGACCAAUUCACAAUAUACUACUCCAACAAUGGCACGCUACAGACCUCAGAAACCGCCCUCUCGACAGGCUGGGUCGGGCCAAGCGUGACGCCCCUAACGAACGUGAAUAGCGGCUUCCGUUUAUAUGAAGUCGACACAGGCGACUUCAACGUCUAUGAGGCAUACACUUUUUACAGUAAUGUAUCCGAAUACACGCAUCUAUCCGACUCUGGCCCAACGUUCCAAUUCGAAUAUUCUACCCGCGACACGUACGGCCCUGCUGCAGGGUGGGACGAAGAUGCGCCGCUGAACGCAACCUUCUGGCAUCGUGUUACUGAGGCUAUGGAGGAGGACUUGGACUUGGUUUCUCUUCAUAAUACCUACCAGGGAAAGAUGAGCGUUCACAGUCCUAACUGUACUACGCGUGUGUGUCAGCAGGCGAAGAUUUGCUAUAUGCGUAGUGGCAGUUCGGCUCUUGGUUCGCUGUGUCCGCAAGGUUAUGGCUCUGUACAAAGUCCGUUUAAGCCAGCGAUAUCGUGA